AGCUGUCGACCGAGUCGAUAAGAGGCGGGCGACUGUAGGUGCAGAGUGUGCCAUGGCUGAGCCGGUGAGGAACCCGGCUAGGCCGUCCGGAAGAGGCUCUGUCGGCCGAGGGGCUCAGGGGUCCCGGGGCGCCCGGGGCCGGCGUCCUCGCGCCCAACGGUCUCCAGCCCGUUGCACCCCGGACUCGGUGCUUGUGGACUUGGUCAGCGACAGCGAUGAGGAUAUCCUGGAGGUCCCAACUGAGUGCGGAGCUGUGGGUCCUGUCGAGGUCCCGCUCUCGGGGCCCUCGGUAACGCCGCUGCUGGCCGCGCCCCAGGACGACAGCGACAGUGAGAGCGAAGGGGCGGGCGCACAGCCUGCUGGAGCCCCGCGGGCCCUCGUCAGGCGGCGGCGGCGGCUGCUGUUGGAUCCAGGGGAGGCGCCGGUUGUUCCUGUGUAUUCCGGGAAGGUGAAGAACAGCCUCCACCUUAUCCCGGAUCACCUGUCCCUCUUGAAACUCUGUCCCCCAGGAGCUGAGGAAGAGGUGGAUAUGGCCGAUUCUAGCAGUCCCCAGGCUGAAGAUCCCCCAUGCCCAGAUUCUCCCUGGAAGAAGAAGCUGAGGAGUAAGGAAGCAGAAGAAGAGAAGAAAGAGGUGUUUCUGGCUCAGGAUACUUCUCCUUUGCCCCCACCUCUGCGAAGGACCAAAAGCAGAAAACAUACCCGGGCACUGCAGAAGUUAAGGGAGGUGAACAAGCGCCUCCAAGAUCUCCGUUCUUGCCUGAGUCCCAAGCAGCACCAGGACCAGGACCACCUGAGACAAGAGGAUGAGGUGGUCUUGGUGGAGGGGCCUACCUUCCCACAGAGCUCCCGACUCUUCCAGCUCAAAAUCCGGUGCCGGGCUGACCUGGUCAGAUUGCCCGUCAGAAUGUCGGAGCCCCUACAGGGUGUGGUGGACCACAUGGCUGCCCAUCUUGGGGUGUCCCCAAGCAGGAUCCUCUUGCUCUUCGGAGAGACAGAGCUGUCCCCCACUGCCACCCCCAGGACUCUAAAGCUUGGAGUGGCUGACAUCAUUGACUGUGUGGUGCUAGCAAGUUCUCCAGAGGCUGAAAGGAUGUCCCAGCUGCUCCAGCUGCGGGUGCAAGGGAAGGAGAAGCACCAGAUGCUGCAAGUCUCCCUGUCUCCAACUUCUCCUCUCAAGACUCUCAUGUCCCGCUAUGAAGAGGCCAUGGGACUUUCAGGCCACAAGCUCUCCUUCUUCUUUGAUGGGAUGAAGCUUUCAGGCAAGGAGCAGCCAUCUGAUCUGGGCAUGGAAUCCGGGGACCUCAUUGAGGUCUGGGGAUGAAAUCCCAUCUCCGUUUGGAGACCACCCUGAACUUGAGGGAGAGAAUGGCUGUCUCUUUUGGCCCUAUAAGACCCCCUCUGCUGUUAACCCUGCUUUCAAGCCUUUAGUUAGUUGGUUAGUCAUAUGGUGGUUCUUGCUGCCCUGGGUAGACUGGCGCCAUCCACAUGGUGUGCUGAGUUUUGCAGCCCCCUGGGGCAUGGAGGGGUACCCCUGACCGCCAGCCUUUCACCUUCACCAUCACCCUUUCCUUCAUCAAAAUGUCUGUUUUAUGAAACUGAACUGCUCACAUUUAAAUAGUAGUUGAAAUAAACGAAGGUUGGUUCUGGGAUUUAUGCCAUGUCCAGGACCAGCAGUGGCCUUAGUGUCAUUUGGAGGCAGGGGGUGAAGUUUGCUUGAGGCACAUAAACAGGUGUGGUUUGUUUGUUUGCAGAAAAUAAAUGGUCAGGCUCACAUGCUUAAGCAUAGGCAGACAAUGGGUUGCUCUUUGGAAGAAAAUAGUGGAUUUUCAACCUUGGGUGUUUUUCUCUUCCCAAGACCUUCCUGAUACACACAUUAUUUAAGGCACAGCUGAACACUUUUGCUUUUAUUUUCAGGAUUACAGUCCACGCAAGGUUUCUCUCAUUUUACAGCUUUUCCCCCUUUCUUCACACCAUCAUGUCCCAUAAGCACCCAUUCUAAGGUGUUGAAUCCAUGUCUUUAACUAUGAAUGUGUCCUUGUAAAAUGCAGUGUUGUAUGUGUGAAUAUACUUUUUACGUAUGUGGUGUGGUCCUAUAGGUUUUGUGUUGUUUGCCUUUUCACUCAACAUUCUAUAUCUGCCUGGUUGCUUCAAGCUGUUCUGUUGUACUCCCCUGUGGGUGUCAACUGUAUUUUACUUACAUGUCCUUACUUCCACAUUACAAAUCCUGGGUACCUCCAAUUCCUCAGCACAUACACAAGGCCAUGAUGGGUGAAUGGACAUCACUUGUCCCCUUCCAUGCUUGUGUGGAAAGUUCUCCAGCAUAGAGAGCCAGGAUGGGAUUACAGGUCAGACAGCAAUUUCUUUAUGGUUCUAGCAAAUUUUUCUUUAGAAUAGUCAUUGACUCUCCCGCUUGAGGCUCUGCAUCUCUCCUCAUCCUCACCGGUAUUCUUACUGCCCAGCUUUCUAAUUUUUGCCAGUCUGAUGGUUAUCUAGUGGCUCAGUGUUUUCAUGUACAUUCAUCUGGCCACCAGUAAUUUGGGGAAUUUCUUCAUAUACUGAUCAGACUUUCUGGUUUCCCUUUCUGUGAACUACCCUGGGCAGUUGCAAAUAACUCAGAAUGGCACUUGGGUGUAGAUCUCGGGUGCUCUUCAGUUAACAGAAAUCCUUUAUUUUAAUGUAGAUGAAUGACUGUCAUAUUACUUGUUGCUUUUUGAUUUAUUUUAAAGUAGUUUAGAUGUUUUAAUUUUCUUCUCUUAGCUUACUCUUUUUUCCUUUCACGUUUAGACCACCAAGUAGGGCUGAAGUCCAGCCAGUACAUUGCCUGGCAUCUGUUCUGCAUGAUCAAACAUUUGUUCUCAUCGGUUAAUGCCAGGCUAUGCUGGCUGCUAAAUAUUGACUGUUACUUUUAAACUAUUUGAAUUCACCUUUUUAUAUGAGAACCAAGUUUUGUUUUCUCCAUAUGAUCCAGUUUUCUCAGUGCGGGCUACUACUAAAGCCAUUACUUUUCCACUGAUGUGUGGAAUAAUUUUGGCAAAAGUUGUCACCUUCUGAAAAAAAUUUUUUUUGUUGGAAUGUGGUGUUCCUUUGAAUUUAUAAUGUUGGAAAAAUAAAAAGAAACCUUUGUAAUAUUUCAAUAAUCCAUGGUAUGGUAUAGCGUUCAUUUUUUUCAGAACUUUUAUGUUCAUUUAUAAGUUUCAGCUCAUUCAAAUGAUGUAUUCAGUCUCCACAGAAUAAAUGGGAAUACGUUCAACUUGUGAA
Molecule: messenger RNA, 3258 nt
Organism: Manis javanica (Malayan pangolin)
Lineage: Eukaryota; Metazoa; Chordata; Mammalia; Pholidota; Manidae
Gene: NFATC2IP
Product: nuclear factor of activated T cells 2 interacting protein
Biological process (GO): cytokine production; positive regulation of transcription by RNA polymerase II
Molecular function (GO): protein binding
Source: RefSeq, a predicted model, not a curated record